Rotaria sp. Silwood2 is the source of this 1035-nucleotide messenger RNA. NCBI's taxonomy places the organism in Eukaryota, Metazoa, Rotifera, Eurotatoria, Philodinida, Philodinidae. The record is from the annotation of a GenBank genome assembly.
AUGAAUACUACAUCAAGCAGUGUUAGUAGUGUUAAUAGUGCUCUUUUAGCUGCACCUUAUCAAUUGAAUAUGUGGCUUGGUUUAUUUAUUUGGGUAGCAGGUAAUCUUGGUUCUAUUGGAAAUAUGAUAGUAUUUAGUUCUCGAACAUUUCGAAAUCGAGCUUAUUCAGUUUAUCUAUUAUCAGAAGCUAUGUCUGAUUUUAUUUACUUUGAUUUUCUAUUACUUACAAGAGUACUUCAAAAAGGAUUUCAAAUUCCAAUAACUACACGUUAUGAUGUAUUGUGUAAACUUCGACAAUUUGUUUCCGUUUGGAGUCAUCAAGUUUCGUUUACUCUAUUUUCAUUUGCAACAAUUGAUCGACUUUUAUCUGCACAACGUUCGAAUACAUAUCGUCAAUGGAGCAAUCGUGUAGGACUAGCUUACAAAAUGAGUAUCGCAUGUGUACUCUUUUGGCUAUCGUUUAUUGGUCAUCGACUGAUUUUAUAUAGUGCUAGUAAUGGAAAAUGUGGUCCUCUUUCAGGCUUUUAUUCUUAUUUUGAUAAUUAUACUGAAGUAGUUAUUACAGCAAUAUGUACGCCAAUAGUGAUGGUUGUACUUGCUUAUUUAUUAAUACACAGUGUUCGUGAUGUUAUUCAACGACGGAUUGUUCCUGAUAAUAAUGGACCGCCGGUAAGCAUUGCACAUCGAUCAGUUCUUCAACAAAUUGAUUCUCGACUUACAUUGAUGCUUAUAUUACAAUCAAUCAUUACUAUAAUAACAUAUACACCAUAUGCAAUUGAACUUAUCUAUACAAAUGUUACCCAAUAUUGGCCCAAAUCAGCUUUACAACUUGCUAUAGAAAAAGUCAUCGUUGAAUUUAUUCAUUUAGUAUCAUAUACAUUUUUUGCCACUAGUUUUUACGUAUCGUUAAUUUCGAAUAGUGGUUUUCGUCGACAAUUCAAAAGAUUCUUUAGAAAGCCAAAGCCUGAUGAUCAUACAAUUCAUAUAAAUACUAUUUUUCAUACGAACACAAUUAUUAAUAUUCAACAGAAAUAA